AUGGCCAAGCUUUCCGCCCUCAUCCUCUCCGCUAUUGUCGCAAGCUCUGCUGCUUUCGCCCCACAACAGGCUGUUCUCUCCAAGACUGCCUUGAUGGCCGCCGAUGAUGGAGUCUGGGAUCCUCUGAGCCUCCGAACUCUUGGAACUGGAGAGGCAUUCGACACCUUCCCUAACAUGUUCCCCAAUGAACAAUUUUUGAAGGAAGCCGAACUCAAGCACGGCCGUCAAGCCAUGCUUGCAUGGACCGGUGUCUGGGCUACCACUCAGGGAGGAUUCGGACUUGGACUUCACUUCCCUGGAUUCCCAGAGGAGCCCGACUGGACCAAGGCUCUUGGAGUUUUCGCCUCUGAACAACCAGCUUGGUUCUUCGGUAUUCUUACCUUCAUCGCCAUCGCCGAGGGAGAGAGUGUAGGUCACAGUGGCGACAACUUCCGAGGCAAGUCCACUAAGACCCCUGGAGAUCUUAACUUUGACUAUCUUGGAAUCAAGAAGAAGGCAUCCCCACAAAAGAUGGCCCGAUAUGAAGAUGUUGAAAUGAAGAACGGAAGAGCAGCUAUGAUCGCCAUGGCUUCUCUUUUCGCACAUGAAGCUCUUCCAGGAUCUGUCCCCAUCAUGGACAUCAUCAGCUAA
Messenger RNA from Cylindrotheca closterium, 630 nucleotides. The record is from the annotation of a GenBank genome assembly. NCBI's taxonomy places the organism in Eukaryota, Bacillariophyta, Bacillariophyceae, Bacillariales, Bacillariaceae.